Molecule: messenger RNA, 1205 nt
Organism: Schistocerca americana (American grasshopper)
Lineage: Eukaryota; Metazoa; Arthropoda; Insecta; Orthoptera; Acrididae
Product: nascent polypeptide-associated complex subunit alpha, muscle-specific form-like
Exons: 2
Source: RefSeq, a predicted model, not a curated record
AUGGAAGGCAAUAACAUCGCUGCGAACGUCGCGGCGGUGGUCGCCGCGUCAGAGCACGCUCUGGCGGCGGCCUCCAAUGCCCCGAUCCCCGCGACCGCUCCUCCAGGGUAUCGCCCACUCACACCGGUCGAACUCUUUGUUGUAAUGAACCGCAUGGCCAAAGCCGCCACCGCCUCAGAACGCGAGGCCGCGGAAAAGGCUUACAUAAGGUUCUUACAGUACGACCUCGCCGCCGCACUGCCAGGCGCAGCCAGUGAAGAGGCCAAGGUACCGCCGGGAGCCCCGCCAGGCGUGUCCACGCAAGAGGACACUGCACUGCCGGAGGCGGCCCCGAAGGGAGCGGAGCCACCAGGCGUGGCGUCUCAUGCACCCACUGCCCUGCUGGCUCCCCCCACGGUACAGGCCAGUCAAGAGGCUGCUGACCUGCCAGCAGCACCUCACGAGGACGUUAUUCCAGAAGCCAACCUGGAAAAAUUAAUCCACGAUGGCGAGGCUAUGGAAGUCUCACUCCCAUCGCGAAAAAGGCCGGCGGACGACGAUGAGUCGUCCGAAAACACCCCUUCUUCUGCCCACAGGAUGCCGCAGCAGAAGAAGAAGCAAACCGCGCCUGAAGGCGCCACAGAAGACAUUGAAGCCGCAGAGGAGGAAGAAGAUGAGUUUGUCGUCCCCAAGCGGAAGCACACGGCUCGGGCAAGGAAGCUCGAGCAGGUGCAGCCGCUCCCGACGGCAAACUCGUUCGAGUCCGCCCAAAUCGACACAGAGGCUACGGAGGAAGCGCCAAGGCCGCCCAAAAGGGUGGCCCCACCACCAAUCAAUGUCCUUUGGAAGGACACCUUUCGAGCCUUCCUAGAAAAAUUCUCUGAUGGUGUGUCUGCACCACCCAAAAUAAAGUCCCUUGGGCGCGAGAUGUUGCGCAUCACACCUGCAAACAUGGACGACUACCGCGCAACCAUGAGCGCCGCGGACGCGGACGUGGAACGUCACGCCCAGUCCAGCAAGGCACCAGCUAUGCCACAGCCGCAAAAGGCGCGGCCCCAGCCCACCAGGAGCGACAGCAAGCACCCCCAGACGCCACGAACAAGCCGGCUGCCACAAACCAGUCACCAGCAGCCCAGCCAGGCCCCACACCACCCGCAACAAGCACCAAAGACUGCAGUCAGGGCCCACUGCGUCCCACCCCCAGCUCCCCACACCAAACAUGUCAG